Corylus avellana is the source of this 650-nucleotide messenger RNA. Its product is annotated as hydroxyproline-rich glycoprotein family protein. The record is from RefSeq and is a predicted model, not a curated record. NCBI's taxonomy places the organism in Eukaryota, Viridiplantae, Streptophyta, Magnoliopsida, Fagales, Betulaceae.
CCUACUCCCUCAAUCGCAUUCCUUUCCCUCCUCUCUUCCUCCUCCAAACACAUGAGAGAAGGAACAACCCCAACCGCAAAUGAUGGAGAGCCAGGAUCUUUCGCCGCCCCACAUGGACGCAUCUCGUCCCUCGCUUGGGUUCCCCCUCGGUACGGCCCUCCUCUUGAUCAUCAUCUUCAGCUUGAGUGGCAUCUUCUCCUGCUGCUACCACUGGGACAAGUUCAGAUCACUCCGUCGAUCUUUUUCCCAAGACCCAGAUCACGAGCCAGACAUCGAAGCUUCACCCUCCAAAUCUAAGCCCACAUGCACGGAUUUAAAGCAAAACCUGAGUCAAAGCUUGCCUGUGUUGAUGCCUGGGGAUCGGAUUCCGAAGUUCAUAGCAUUGCCAUGUCCCUGCGAGCCUCCGCGUCCAGAAACCAUCGUGGUGAAAGUGCAGAAGCCGCCAAAACCACCUCGUAUUGCAGUGCCUUUGUAUUAGCUAAAAAAUGACCAUUUCAUGUGUAUGUGACACUGAUUGGAAGCAAAAUUUUUUACUUUCAAUUCCCUUGUAAGGAGUAGAUUUACCAAAUAUUAUUAGCCCAUUUAGAUAAGGUCAUUCUGUAAAUAGUUACCAUUUCAUUUUAAUAUGAGUGUUGUAGUAAUUUUUGUAA